UGAUGAACUAUUUGCAUACGUCAGUUUCUGCACUAGUCUAGUUCCAUGCGGCUUAUCGCGGAAGCCAGUCGAUCACUUCGAAACAAGCAAGGAACUGUUUUUCUUUUGCCUCAUCAAGCGAAAUGAGUUUACUGCGCAUUUUCAUACCUUUUCUGGUAUUCGUACUCGACUGCCUUUUUGCGCAAAAAGUCUACGAGUGUCGCACAUCUUUGACAGGCGUUUGCAUCCUAGAAGGUGUUGAGCAUACCCCGAACGAAGAGGAGCCAAUCAUUCUACCCGAAGAACUUCAAUUCGUCGAGCUCGUCAAUGGCAACAUCCCGAAAAUAACCGAAGAGUUUUAUAACGAAUUUGGCGAACCACCGACCAACUUCACUGUUGUGAACUGUGGCGUAGAACAACUAUUCGUUUGUCCGCAGUUCGUACACCUAAAUGCCACCGGAAAUAAAUUGAAAUCCGUAACAAUCAACAACAAAGUGUCCUACGACCGUUUGAAAGUGUUCGUCGUGGCGCAUAAUCUACUCAAAAGGCUACCCAACAUCAAAGACAUGUCACAGCUGGAACAUCUGGACGUGUCUCACAACUCCAUUGACUACAUUGAUCUGAAAGCUUUCCAGCGACUGACAAAACUAAAGGUCCUAAACUUGACUUCGAACAGGAUCGGUUCUUUGGACGGUGCUUUCAAGCAGGGACAACUGAUCGAACUUCGUCUGAGCAACAACGAGCUGCAAGACAUAAGCUUCGAUGAUUGGCAGAUGCCCAAUCUGGAAAUCCUAGACCUGAGCUUGAAUCUGCUAAUGUAUCUGAACGGGGAAGAUCUUCGGGAGCCGUUCCCACUGUUACGCUAUCUGGGCCUUCCGGGAAACCAGUGGAACUGUCGCUCCUUACCGAAGUUGCUGGAUAGCUUGAAGGAGCGAUCGAUAAGAUUUUUUGGCGAUGUGACACGAUGUGCAGCAAACCUGACAUCGGUGAAGGGCUUUUGCUGCCAGGACAGUUACGUCAGCUGGGUGACACUGCAGUCGCAGUGGGAGAUUCGAAAGCUGGAACGGAAGAUACAGUCGCUGAACGACACACUGCUGGCGGAUUUGGCGAAGGUGAAGAACGAACAGGGCCAACAGAUUGCGCAACUGGAACGGAAGAUUGAGCAACAGGAAAAGCUGAUGGAAACGAUGAGGAACCAUUUGAUGUCGAUGGAGGGACUCAUCGAAGAUUUGAUCGAGGAGCUGUAUUUGAGGGAAGUGGAAACGGCGAGGUUGAAAAAUGAUGUGGUCGAGAAUGUAAAGGAGAAUGCACCGAUGAAACUCAUUUAUUAGGCUACAGAUUGAAUAUUUUUAGAUAAAUUUAAAGACAAAUAACAAAUAAAUUUUUCUCAGUAGCACAUAGUUAAGUCUUCACAUAAGAUUUUACCGGCAUCAAUCGAUUUGAAGAUUAGAUAAUUGAAGAACUUGAUACUUUCAUUCAACGAUUACUCUGGAGACCAAUUGCAUCACCAUUGCACCAUAAGAUCGGAGGAACCUGUUGGAUUUGGAUGUGUGAAAUAAUUGCCUCUUCAAGCUGCGACAAGUCCCGUAGUUGGUGUAUGUUAGGUCUUUUCCUUUGUAGCGUAGUCAGCAGAAUAAGUGCUUGGUUUGCGAGAAGAAGAUGAGAUAAUCCGAAAGCUCUUCCUCGACGUAGAACACCUUCCAAUCAUCGAAAGUAGUGUGUGCACCUCGUAAUCAAUAUAUGCUUGUAAAUUAAUUUAUUUUCUAUUUUUAUGUCCCACACUUCGCUCAGCGGUGGUGUGGCCACAUCGUCAAAGACGAUGAUUGCCACCGAGUCUUUCCUGGGUCUUUCGUUGUCAAUUCUUCGGCUUUGUCGCCGGCAAGUGCAAGUGCUGAACUUAAUUCGUGGUCGGUGGUAAAUUGUUAUUGUCACUGGAAAUGCAAUUUCAUUUUCGCUUACUGCUUGCUCAUCCCGGAGACGAUGUCGUCUCAGGGACGACCGAAGACUGCCACCGAAAUCGAUUUGCUACCCUAUGCCGGAAAGCUCGGGAAAUGGGGCAUGAGUGGUAGACCAGCAGUUCUUCAACUUCGUGGAGAAGGGGAAAGGCCAUACGGAAGUGUUCUUACCCAGGAAAAGGGGUUCGUCCCCAACGAUGAUUAUAAUGAUGAUGAUAAAGAAGCCAAUGAUUAUAAGGUUAGUGGAAAAUUGUUCCAUCGUCUUGGGCGAGGUGAUAGAAUGAGAAUUUGCACCAAGGAAGAGGAAGGUUUAACGGCAAACGAGAAUUGUACGUGUCUGACGAUGAUCCUGUUGGGUCGAAUAGACAAUUACAGGUUGUUCCGUAUCUCAAAAUCUGUUUCAAUGCACCUACUGUACACGCUCCAAAAGAGCUUUAAAAGAUAAUCUAUUUUUUAGGAAAUAUUAGAUUUAUAAGAAGUAAUUAUAUGAUUGCAACAUUUUAUUGAAUAUUCGCCUUAAGACACAUUCAUUCUAAUAAAGCUAAGGAAUGUUGCACUAAUACGUAUUCGUCGAACGUAG
Molecule: messenger RNA, 2514 nt
Organism: Armigeres subalbatus
Lineage: Eukaryota; Metazoa; Arthropoda; Insecta; Diptera; Culicidae
Exons: 2
Coding region: 123-1310 (395 amino acids)
Molecular function (GO): protein binding
Source: RefSeq, a predicted model, not a curated record